Molecule: messenger RNA, 3681 nt
Organism: Zalophus californianus (California sea lion)
Lineage: Eukaryota; Metazoa; Chordata; Mammalia; Carnivora; Otariidae
Gene: CTNNB1
Product: catenin beta 1
Exons: 15
Coding region: 259-2604 (781 amino acids)
Biological process (GO): cell adhesion; positive regulation of transcription by RNA polymerase II
Cellular component (GO): adherens junction; catenin complex
Molecular function (GO): cadherin binding; protein phosphatase binding; transcription coactivator activity
Source: RefSeq, a predicted model, not a curated record
GGCCACUGCGCGCCUUAUAAGAGGUCCUUGUGCGGCGCCAUUUUAAGCCUCUCGGUCUGUGGCAGCUGCGCUAGCUCGGCCCUAGAAGCAGAGAGCGAGGGGAGGCGGAGACGGAGGAAGGUCCGAGGAGCAGCUCCAGUCCCCGCCGAGCCGCCACCGCAGGCCGAGGACGGUCGGACUCCAGCGGCGGGAGGAGCCUGUUCCCCUGAGGGUAUCUGAAGCACACCAUACAACGGUUUUGAAAAUCCCGUGUGGGCAAUGGCUACCCAAGCUGAUUUGAUGGAGCUGGACAUGGCCAUGGAGCCAGACAGAAAAGCGGCUGUUAGUCACUGGCAGCAACAGUCUUACCUGGACUCUGGAAUCCAUUCUGGUGCCACUACCACAGCUCCUUCUCUGAGUGGUAAAGGCAACCCCGAGGAAGAGGAUGUGGAUACCACCCAAGUCCUGUACGAGUGGGAACAGGGCUUUUCUCAGUCCUUCACUCAAGAACAAGUAGCUGAUAUUGAUGGUCAGUAUGCGAUGACACGAGCUCAGAGGGUGCGAGCUGCUAUGUUCCCUGAGACCCUAGAUGAGGGCAUGCAGAUCCCAUCUACACAGUUUGAUGCCGCUCAUCCUACUAACGUCCAGCGUUUGGCUGAACCAUCACAGAUGCUGAAACAUGCAGUUGUAAAUUUGAUUAACUAUCAAGAUGAUGCAGAACUUGCCACACGUGCAAUCCCUGAACUGACAAAACUGCUAAACGAUGAGGACCAGGUGGUGGUUAAUAAGGCUGCAGUUAUGGUCCAUCAGCUUUCUAAAAAGGAAGCUUCCAGACACGCCAUCAUGCGUUCUCCUCAGAUGGUGUCUGCUAUUGUACGCACCAUGCAGAAUACAAACGAUGUGGAAACGGCUCGCUGUACUGCUGGGACCUUGCACAAUCUUUCUCAUCAUCGUGAGGGCUUGCUGGCCAUCUUUAAGUCUGGGGGCAUUCCUGCCCUGGUGAAGAUGCUCGGUUCACCGGUGGAUUCUGUAUUAUUUUAUGCCAUUACAACUCUCCACAACCUUUUAUUGCAUCAAGAAGGAGCUAAAAUGGCAGUGCGUUUAGCCGGUGGGCUGCAGAAAAUGGUUGCCUUGCUCAACAAAACAAAUGUUAAAUUCUUGGCUAUUACAACAGACUGCCUUCAGAUUUUAGCUUACGGCAAUCAAGAAAGCAAGCUGAUCAUCCUGGCUAGUGGUGGACCUCAAGCUUUAGUAAAUAUAAUGAGGACCUACACUUAUGAGAAACUACUGUGGACCACGAGCAGAGUACUGAAGGUGCUCUCUGUCUGCUCUAGUAAUAAACCAGCUAUUGUAGAAGCAGGUGGAAUGCAAGCUUUAGGGCUUCACCUGACAGAUCCAAGUCAACGUCUUGUUCAGAAUUGUCUUUGGACUCUUAGGAAUCUAUCAGAUGCUGCAACUAAACAGGAAGGGAUGGAAGGUCUUCUUGGGACCCUCGUUCAGCUUCUGGGCUCAGAUGAUAUAAAUGUGGUCACCUGUGCAGCUGGAAUUCUUUCUAAUCUCACUUGCAAUAAUUAUAAGAACAAGAUGAUGGUCUGCCAAGUGGGUGGUAUAGAGGCGCUUGUGCGUACUGUCCUUCGUGCUGGUGACAGGGAGGACAUUACUGAGCCUGCCAUCUGUGCUCUUCGUCAUCUGACCAGCCGACACCAGGAAGCAGAGAUGGCCCAGAAUGCUGUUCGUCUUCACUAUGGACUACCAGUUGUGGUUAAACUCCUGCACCCACCAUCCCACUGGCCUCUGAUAAAGGCUACUGUUGGAUUGAUUCGAAAUCUUGCCCUUUGUCCAGCAAAUCAUGCACCUCUGCGUGAGCAGGGUGCCAUUCCGCGACUAGUUCAGUUGUUGGUUCGUGCCCAUCAGGAUACCCAGCGCCGUACGUCUAUGGGCGGAACACAGCAGCAGUUUGUGGAGGGGGUCCGUAUGGAAGAAAUUGUUGAAGGUUGUACUGGAGCCCUUCAUAUCCUAGCUCGGGAUGUUCACAACCGAAUUGUAAUCAGAGGACUAAAUACCAUUCCAUUGUUUGUGCAGCUGCUUUAUUCACCCAUUGAAAAUAUCCAAAGAGUAGCUGCUGGGGUCCUCUGUGAACUUGCUCAGGACAAGGAGGCUGCGGAAGCCAUCGAAGCAGAGGGAGCCACAGCUCCUCUGACAGAGUUACUUCACUCUAGGAACGAAGGUGUAGCAACAUACGCAGCUGCCGUUUUGUUCCGAAUGUCUGAGGACAAGCCACAGGAUUACAAGAAACGGCUUUCAGUUGAGCUGACCAGUUCUCUCUUCAGAACAGAGCCAAUGGCUUGGAAUGAGACUGCUGAUCUUGGACUUGAUAUUGGUGCCCAGGGAGAACCCCUUGGAUAUCGCCAGGAUGAUCCCAGCUAUCGUUCUUUUCACUCUGGUGGAUAUGGCCAGGAUGCCUUGGGUAUGGACCCCAUGAUGGAGCAUGAGAUGGGUGGCCACCACCCUGGUGCUGACUAUCCAGUUGAUGGGCUGCCAGAUCUGGGGCAUGCCCAGGACCUCAUGGAUGGGCUGCCUCCAGGCGACAGCAAUCAGCUGGCCUGGUUUGAUACUGACCUGUAAAUCAUCCUUUAGGUAAGAAGUUAAAAAAAGCCAGUUUGGGUAAAAUACUUUUACUCUGCCUACAGAACUUCAGAGAGACUUGGUUGGUAGGGUGGGAGUGGUUUAGGCCUAUUUGUAAAUCUGCCACCAAAACAGAUACAUACUUUGAAAGGAGAUGUCUUAGAACAUUUGACUGUUCUCAGAUUUCUGGUUAAGUGGUCAUAUGUGGAAGUUAUUAACUUUAAUGUUUUUUGCCACAGCUUUUGCAACUUAAUACUCAAAUGAGUAACAUUUGCUGUUUUAAACAUUAAUAGCAGCCUUUCUCUCUUUAUACAGCUGUAUUGUCUGAACUUGCAUUGUGAUUGGCCUGUAGAGUUGCUGAGAGGGCUCGAGGGGUGGGCUGGUAUCUCAGAAAGUGCCUGACACACUAACCAAGCUGAGUUUCCUAUGGGAACAAUUGAAGUAAACUUUUUGUUCUGGUCCUUUUUGGUCGAGGAGUAACAAUACAAAUGGAUUUUGGGAGUGACUCAAGAAGUGAAGAAUGCACAAGAAUGGAUCACAAGAUAUGGAAUUUAUCAAACUCUAGCCUUGCUUGUUAAAUUUUUUUUAAAUAUCUGUAAUGGUACUGACUUUGCUUGCUUUGAAGUAGCUCUUUAAUUUUUUUUGCAGUAACUGUUAGUUUUUUAAGUCUCUCGUAGUGUUAAGUUAUAGUGAAUACUGCUACAGCAAUUUCUAAUUUUUAAGAAUUGAGUAAUGGUGUAGAACACUAAUUCAUAAUCACUCUAAUUGUAAUCUGAAUAAAGUGUAACAUUGUGUAGCCUUUUUGUAUAAAAUAGACAAAUAGAAAUGGUCCAAUUAGUUUCCUUUUUAAUAUGCUUAAAAUAAGCAGGUGGAUCUAUUUCAUGUUUUUGAUCAAAAACUUUAUUUGGGAUAUGUAUGGGUAGGGUAAAUCAGUAAGAGGUGUUAUUUGGAACCUUGUUUUGGACAGUUUACCAUUUGCCUUUUAUCCCAAAGUUGUUGUAACCUGCUGUGAUACGAUGCUUCAAGAGAAAAUGCGGUUAUAAAAGUGGUUCAGAAUUAAACUUUUAAUUCAUUCGA